AUGCCUCCUCCUCCUCCCACACAACGAGCUGCCCCUUCUCAGCAAGCUCCACUGUCUCAACGCGUGCCCGUUCUCUCUCAACGAGCAACGGUAUCCAAUCAGGCGCCGACUCUAGGGACAAUACGCUCAUCUCUCGCCGCUCAAUCUGCCCGUCCACCCUCCUCUCAACCCGCUCGCUCUGUUCUUCCACCCUCUUCUCAACCUCGUCCGCGUCCCGCAGCUGCAUAUCCUCCCAUCCUCCCAUCUUCGACUUCAAUUGUCAGUCGUCCUGGAUCUGUCCCGGUCUAUCAACCUCCUACCCCCUCCCCCAGUCUAUUGGGAAGCGUAUCCGGGAGACAUGUGGUCGACUCCUACCGUCCUCCCUCGGCGCAGAGCCAGGGAUCAUCACACCGAUUGGGCGUGGAAGGAAGUGGGGGACCAAAGUGGGGAGAGCAAAUCAUGGUGUUCCUCGAGGCCCAAGAACAAAACAGGGUCAUCCAACAUCGCGAUUCAGUGCGGGGAAUUGAAGCACUACAUGAAGACAUUCGAACCCUCUUCGAGGGACAAGCAUCCCUACAUGACGAUAACCGCGCCUUGCGAAACGAAGUCAAACUUCUCCGUGAAGCAAACGUCGAUUUAAGUCACAAACUCGAACGUCUCCUGGAGCAGUUUGGUCAGCACGGCCGAGACAGUCCCGAUAUCAAAGACCAGAUAGAGGAGCUCCGAAAUGACAUUCACGAACUUCACAUCGAGCAGAAAGCGAUCCCGAACAAGGACGAGCUUGUAGAGGAGCUCCAAGUACAAUUCUCUACACCAUUGUCGGAACUUUUGGGCAACAUUGGACGAGUGCUCGAAAUCUUGGAGUCAUUGAAAGAAAUGCAUCGCGCAACCAAUGAAGCACGGUCGAUGGACAUGACGCGAUCAACGGACCAUACGUCCUCAAUGAAUAAUGCGCCAUUGACGAAUAACGAUACUCUGUCGACAAACAAUCCAGCAGACACCACUUCCCCUCGAUCCUCUCCCCAAACUGAAGUCCGGUCUCUGGUCCGUUCUAUCAAGGACUUAGGGCAGCAAGUCAAGGAACUCCCUCAAUGGGUUCUCGCGGCUCUUCGUACCACUCCACUCCCUCCUGCCAGUAUUCUCACCGAGGUUCACGGUUUUAUCACGGAUCUUCAAGAACGUCUGAAAGUGCAAGCUGUGACAUCAAAACACAUGCAGGCUGAUGUCUCGGUGAUGGAGAACCUCAUGGAGGGGAUGUUGAACGAGAUGAAAAUACUUCGGAUUGCAACAAAGGUGGGAAGUACCGGAUCGACUGCGCCCACGGAACGCGUAGUACACGUCGCUCAGAAUCAGAGGGAAGCUGCGGAAAACUCGCAGGCGACUGCUCAGAAGGAACCGACGAAAAACUCGCAGCCGACUGAACAGAAUGAUCUGCAAGAGGUCCCUUCCGAACAUCCAGCUGCUCCCCAUACUCCCUCCGAUCUCCUUUCUCUCAACACAAACUCUUCUGGACAUGGCGAGACCGACAGUGACCCUUAUGCUUACGUGGACAAACAGACAAAUGUCACAACAGCCAAGAGGCCAACAAAAAAACAGGCCGUCUAUGCUAAAACGAAGACGCCGGCUGAAGGAAAGAAGACAUCGCCACAAGCUCAACAGACCACCAGAAAGAAGCGUGUACCAGCAGAACCACUUUUGACUCAGAACCUCGGGUUUCGGCGGGAGACAAGAAGGGCAUCCGCUGAAAGACUUCGGAGGGAAGCGGCGGCAAGAGAGAUUAUUGAUCUGGCGUCGUCGUCCGAGGCAGCUAACCCGUCAAAUACUGUUGAUGAUCUAGCAAGUCUGUCAACCCCCGUGCUUGCCAACGACGGGCAACCUAGAGCUCGCGAGGAGAGUGGAUCGCACGGGCAGACAGGUCCCAGCGGAGAGAGCCUAGAGAAGGAGAAGAAGAGAACAUAG
Tremella mesenterica DSM 1558 is the source of this 1938-nucleotide messenger RNA. RefSeq lists its product as uncharacterized. The record is from RefSeq and is a predicted model, not a curated record. The coding region runs from base 1 to 1938 and encodes 645 amino acids. Lineage: Eukaryota; Fungi; Basidiomycota; Tremellomycetes; Tremellales; Tremellaceae. The transcript is spliced from 4 exons.